Molecule: messenger RNA, 3129 nt
Organism: Anopheles coustani
Lineage: Eukaryota; Metazoa; Arthropoda; Insecta; Diptera; Culicidae
Gene: twy
Product: fas-binding factor 1 homolog
Exons: 2
Coding region: 1-3129 (1042 amino acids)
Biological process (GO): establishment of epithelial cell polarity; cilium assembly
Cellular component (GO): centriole; ciliary transition fiber; ciliary basal body
Source: RefSeq, a predicted model, not a curated record
AUGAACUUCGAUCUCGACGACCCCUUGGAAGGAUUACUGAGCGAUGGCAGUAACGAUAGUUUGUUUGGAAAUGAAACCGCCAAGAAGGCGGCUAAGCCAAGCAAGCCCAGCAAAAUGGAAGAUUUGUUCGGUAUCAAAAGCAACGAGGCUACAAAAGGAUCUACCUUUGCCAAAAGUGCCGAGCCAGGCACUAGUUCUAUCGAUAAAAUUCAACCAGUUUCGUUGGACUACACGAAACCUACAGCUUCAUCGGUACAACAACCAUCGAGUCUGUCGAGUGUGCCCAGUAAAAAGGCUGAUACCCCGAUCAGAAAGCAGGAACCGACAGCUGCAGCCAUGAAACCCAGCACACCGCAGAAGAAAGAAAUCUCCUUCGAUGAUGGCGACCUCCUGUCGGACUUGGGUUUCGAUCCAAAGAAACCGAAAUCUAAAUCCAGCAUCCUGGAUGAUAUUCUCGGCGGUUCGUUGGUGGCAUCGACGAAAGAAAUUCCGGCUAAAAGUGUGCUUGCCAAACCCCGCCACAGUCUCACCACUACCAUGGCGGAGCCGGCCGCGGUGGGGAAAACCAUUUCCCGUCAGUCUACCGAAACUUCCGAUAACCAACCAACGGAGUCCGGCGGGGUAAUGGGUGCUUACGCACCAUCCGGUUCCGGUGCCUCGGGUGCCGCACUUCCACGGCGCAGUGGGCGAAGACAGUCUUCCGUCUCGACACUUAACGAUCCUUUGGGACUGUUUGCGUCGACGAGCGAAGAUAAAUCGACACGCCGCGAAUCAAAACAGCUCGGGAAGAAAAGCGGUGCCGACUGGUUGGGUUUGAAUGACGAUGGUGCUUCCCUCGAAGCGGAUCCGGUUCCGGUGCUUACCGUCCCGGCAGCAAAGCAGCCAGAAAAAUCAGCACCUAACGUAUCGCCUGCCACUGUUGCGAAAGUGCAUGAAGUGAUACCCGAUCACCCAGCACAAGUAAUUCCUAAGCAGCCUGAGGCUGUUAAGCCUCAACCUGUCAUCCCUCCGAUCGUGACGGAUCCGAUCGUUACCGUUGCCCAACCAUUCAGCACCUCGUUACAAUUGGUCGAGGCGGAAACGCAGAAUGCGCUGGCUGCCAUGUUGCAGCAGGAAUUCCAGCUUUCCGUUGCGGGUCAGUUGAAAAACCAAGAGCACGCAUUGCUUGAUAUGCAGCAGAAACAGCAGGCCAUUCUCCGCCGGCAGGAGGCACAAUUCAACGAGCUGCUCCAGAAACAAAUGCAACGUCACAGUGCACUCGAGGACAUGCUUACGAAGCAGCAGCAGCGAAUCAACGCCAACAUUCAGCUCAUCAUGAGCCAACCUGUGACGAUGGCGACAACGUCUUACCCCCCGGAACACCACCCACCGCACGCCCCAGAAAAGGAUCCGGGAGAAUCGCCCGAAGAAGAUCCCGGCGCGAAAGUGGAGCUGCAAACGGAUGUGAAGCGCUUGGAAAUGGAAAAGCUUCGACUGGAAGACCUGCUCGCCAACCUGGCCGCGAACCACGAGCAAGAGCUGUCCCUGCUCGAGUCGAGCUACAAAAAGCAGGCCAGCUUUCUCGAGGACAGCAUGAAGAUAAUGGAGGUGAGGUUGCGGAACGACACCAAGCAGUUGGAGGAAUUCUACAAGGCCAAAGUCGACGCUCUCGAGCAGGAGAAACUAAAGCUCGUUCAAAUGCACGCAGGAAAGGUACGCGAGAUAGAGGACAGUCAUCAAAAAGUGAUCGAAAAAAUGAAACAAACCUACGAAGAAAACCUCGAACAGCUGCGGCAGGAUCACCGGGAGAUGAUUGGCAGCAUACGUGAGUCGAAGAUGCUGGAAUUUUCCGCCGUGCAGGAAAACCAAUCGUACCUCCAGGCGCUGAGAAGUGCCUCCAGCUAUCUGGAGAAUGCGUCCGGAGACAUUCAGCAGCUUCGGGACACGCUGCAGGAUCAGAUUGAAUUCGCCCAGAAGGAGAAGGAGCGGCAGCUGGAGGCACGCGAAAAGCAGGUCGCCGACCAGCAGAGACUCAUCGAGCGGACGCGUGAAGCGGCGGCCGAGGAGAACGUCCGCAUGCUGAACCUGAUCGAAAUGCUCGAAAGUAAAGUGACCGAGAUGACCAAAGCAUCCUCUGAGGAGCGAUGGGAGUUUCAACAGAAGUUUGUAAAACUUGAAGCCGAGCGCCAGGGUUUUGAAAAGGAGAAACAGUUCCUGCGCGAGCGUCAGCAGCGAGAGGAAGACCGGAUUGCGGAGUUGAAACAGAUGCAGCUCGAAGAACACGCUCGUCUGAUGGACAAAGUGAACCAAGAGCGCCAGACGCUGCUGGAAGAGCGGGCGAAGCUGGAAACGAUGGCUCAGCUGCAGUCGAAAUCACUUCCGGUGGCCGGCGGGGGAGGGUCUCGGGUGGAAGUGGAAGCGGCCCUCAAAGUCGCGGAGGAAGCCGCCCGGCAGGCCGACGUGGAGAAGGAACGCUAUCUACAGCUUCAGCGUCAGUUCGAGGCAAAACGGCGCGAGUUAAUGACGCGCGAAAGCAAACUGAGGGAAAGCACGGACGAAAUGGAGUCCGCAAUCGAACGGGCGCGGCUGAGGGAACGGAACGCCGAAAACGUGUACCGGAGCCUGCGCCGAGCGGAACAGAAUGUGCAGCUGAAGGUGGAGCUGGUGCAGCGUCAAUUUCGCGAGGUUUCGGAACGGGAGGACCGGUUGGCGAAGGACAAGAUCGAACUGAGCAAGGAACGGCUGGAGCUGCAGGCCACCCGAAGGAAGCUGCAGCAGACGCGCUGUAGUUUGUGCAAAAUCGGCGAGAAGUCGCAGGAAAUCGGCGAACUGCUGACGACCAACACCGACUCGGUGGCGGACGAUCUGAAACUGGAGGCGAACUUUGCCGAAAUGCAGAACCGACUGGACACGACGGGUGGCCUCAAGUUGGAUCACUUUUUUGACAGCGACGUCGACCAGCAGAUGAAGCUGUUCCUGGAGCGAAACCGGGUGGAACAAAACCUCGGCCUGGCGGAUCUGAACGAAAUGGGGCCCAGCGAGCAGAGACAUCGGCGGGAGUUGGAUGAAGAUCUGGCGAUGUUGAAGUUCGACACACUCUUUCCACAGUCCCAAAGACAGUACGACGAUGCCGAACGCAGAGACGAGUAG